AUGUCGGUCUCCCAUCCAAACCUCGAAAUCCUCGGUUUCACCGUCAACUAUGAAGACGGCACCAAGAACGAAAUCCCGGUGAAGGGCUCCAAGUCUAUAGAGUUCAAGAUCCCGGAGGACACCACGUACCAGACGACGAUUCAUUUUCUAGUCAAGGAAAAAACCUUGAACAAGCUCAAAUACAAGCAGGAGGUCAAGGCUUUUGGCAUGGUGGUGCGCAGUCGCGAGGUGUUUGUUGGCGAGCAAUUUGCACCCAGAGACACGCCGUAUGACGUGACCUUCGACAAGGACUGCACACCCAAAGGGAUGAUUCUUCGGGGCGAGUACAACUGUGUUUCUACGUACUAUGCCGAUGGCGAGGUGUUGUUCCAGUCGCCAUGGAAGUUGAAUGUCACGAAAAAGUGA
Messenger RNA from Metschnikowia bicuspidata var. bicuspidata NRRL YB-4993, 405 nucleotides. RefSeq lists its product as uncharacterized. Gene Ontology annotation, cellular component: cytoplasm; membrane; cytosol. The transcript has a single exon. Bases 1 to 405 code for a protein of 134 amino acids. The record is from RefSeq and is a predicted model, not a curated record. NCBI's taxonomy places the organism in Eukaryota, Fungi, Ascomycota, Pichiomycetes, Serinales, Metschnikowiaceae. Gene Ontology annotation, molecular function: Rho GDP-dissociation inhibitor activity; protein binding. Gene Ontology annotation, biological process: Rho protein signal transduction.